UAAUCAUUUGGGGAAAGUUCUCGAAUCUCGAUCAUUUCUCUCCUCGUCCUGCUUUCCACCAAAAAAAAAAAAAUCAUCCACUUUAUCUCCUUUCUUCGAUCGCGUUUGCUUCGUCGAUUCAUCCGAUUCGCCGUCCAUGGACCUCCGCGGCGAGUCCGGCGGCGCAUCUCUCGUCGGAGAACUGGUCGGGGACGUGGUGAUGUGGCGGCGGGGCGACGUGAGCGCCGCCCUGCUGGCGGCGGCCGUCUCCGCCUGGCUGCUCUUCGGCGCCGGCGGCUACACCUUCCUCUCGCUCGCCUCCAACGUCCUGCUCCUCCUCCUCACCGUCCUCUUCCUCUGGGCCAAGGCCGCGCGCCUCCUCAACAGGCCAGAGCCACCUAUUCCGGAGAUGCACGUCUCGCAGCAGGUUGUGAAUGAACUGGCAGCCCUGCUGCAUUCGGGUCUCAACACAGUCUUCGCCGCCUUCCAUGACAUUGCGCUUGGGAAAAGCUCGGUGCUAUUUUAUCAAGUCUUCCUUGGCCUCUGGAUCAUGUCUAUCAUUGGCAGCCUAACCGAUUUCCCCACUUUGUGUUACACAAGUAUUGUGGCUGUUCUGACCAUCCCAGCAUUGUACCAGAGAUACGAAGAAUGCAUUGACAGAUACAUGAGGUUCGCGUACAUGAACCUGCAGAUGUACGAGAUGGUGUACGAGAGAUUCUCUGCCAAGUGCUUCCACAGGGCUAGGGAUUUGGUUAUUGAGGUGCUGAAAGAGCCAUGACCGGAUCAAUCUUCUGCUGUGUGUACAAGACGGUUGAAUUGGGUGUUUAAAUGGACGCUGAUUGAUUUGUUGCUUGCUGUAUAGAGUGAGAGGGAUAUAUUGAUUGCUUGUUUACUUGGAGUGCUGAUUUUGUUUGAUUGAUUUGUCAUACAAACAGCAGGGGUCUCAACGGUCAGAGAUGCACUUGUUGAGAUGCCUGUAAUCGGUUGCGUUUGUAUAGUGUGUCCAAAGGGACAACCGUGCGCAGAUUUUUGUUUUCUUUGGCCUU
This is a messenger RNA of Oryza brachyantha (malo sina), 1025 nucleotides long. RefSeq names its product reticulon-like protein B12. The record is from RefSeq and is a predicted model, not a curated record. NCBI's taxonomy places the organism in Eukaryota, Viridiplantae, Streptophyta, Magnoliopsida, Poales, Poaceae. The coding region runs from base 137 to 757 and encodes 206 amino acids. The transcript is spliced from 4 exons.